Epinephelus fuscoguttatus (brown-marbled grouper) is the source of this 1018-nucleotide messenger RNA. Its product is annotated as lipocalin-like. Bases 75 to 626 code for a protein of 183 amino acids. The record is from RefSeq and is a predicted model, not a curated record. The transcript is spliced from 6 exons. Gene Ontology annotation, molecular function: small molecule binding. Lineage: Eukaryota; Metazoa; Chordata; Actinopteri; Perciformes; Serranidae.
UUGGCUUUUUCCUCUUCACCUUCGACUGAUACUUCACUCACUGCUGGAGAAGCCCAGAACACAAAGGAGAAGCCAUGAGGAACACACUGCUGAGCAUGCUGGUCGCCCUGAUGUGUGCGCUGGCUGCAUGCACUGAGGUCACGCCUGUGGCAGACUUCGACCUGCAGAAGAUGGCAGGCAAGUGGUACAUGGUUGGCUUUGCCACAAAUGCCCAGUGGUUUGUGAACCACAAGGCAGGCAUGAAGAUGGGCACUGCUGUGUUGAAGCCGACUGAUGGAGGAGACCUGGACCUCUCUUAUGCCAACCUGAAUGCUGAUGGUACCUGCUGGAGAAUGACUCACCUUGCCAAGAAAACCGAGACUCCUGGACGCUUCACCUUCCGCAGCCAGGUGUGGAACAAUGACAAUGACAUGCGCAUUGCUGAAGUUGUGUAUGAUGACUACGCUCUGGUCCACACCAUCAAGACAAAGGACGGAGUGUCUGAGGUCCUCAACAAGCUUUACAGCCGCACCACCACUGCCACAACCGCCCUGCAGCAGAAGUUCACUCAGUUCUCCCUGCAGUCUGGCAUCCUCGCUGAUAACAUUGUCAUCUUGCCAGAGAAUGCUGAAUGUCCUGAAGCCUGAAGUGUCCCCUGCUAUCUUCCAUCCUUCAUCUCUCGCGCUCUGAAGUCCCAGGCUUUCAUCUCAGAAGAGUCUUAAGCCCCCCCCCCCCUCACUGUGAUGUCUGCGUCGUCACAAAGCUUCACCUGAGACAAUGAAACUUGCUCAUUUUACUCCGAUCCCUGCUGCAUACCAAAGACCAAGUCCUGAUUCCCUCCAACUCACACAUUAACUGUGGCAUCAGAGUGGAACAAUAAAGGGUGGAUGGUGAAAGAAAGGGAAGAAAUUCAAGAGACUGUGAAAGCUAUUAGUUUACCUUUUGGACAAGUGUGCCUUUUGUAACUGCUGAUUUUCUUUUGUAGUGAUUUAUUUUUUGUUUAAAUAAACUCAAAGCCAAUAAAAAAAUAAUAAAUGAA